AUGUCAACAUCAGAGAACACAACAACUGCUAUCGUUCAUGAAGCCAUAAAUGAAGAAUAUGAAUACAUACAAUAUAACAAACAACUUCGCCUCAUUCGUUCAGUCAAAGACGAUAUGUACCAAAUGCAAAGUAUAAUGAAUGCUCUUCGUUCUACAAAGCAAGCAUAUCAUUGGUUUGAAAACCAACAGACAAAAGAACUUUUAGAAGAAUUUCCUCAUAUGAUUGCUUCCCUCGGAAAACCGAGGGAAGAGAUUCCGUAUGAAAAUCGCAAGAAUUUGGCUCCUGGUUUGAAAGGUUAUUAUGUUCAUAGACUUUUAGUAAACGCUGUAGCAAUGUGGGCUUCACCUCGUUAUGCUUGUUAUAUUUUCAUGAUGUUAGAUGAACUAUAUAAAGCAGAACGUGGAGAGUUGGAAAAGAAACUUCAAGCAAAAGAUGAAGUCAUUGAAUCCAAAGACAAAAGCAUACAGAAAAGAAUACCGCGUUCAGUACCAAAAGGAAAGGAAAAGAGUUAUAAGUAUAUGAUAUAUACUGAAGAGUUGGAGAAAGAAGAAGAUAAAGAUAUG
Trichomonas vaginalis G3 is the source of this 564-nucleotide messenger RNA. Its product is annotated as KilA, N-terminal/APSES-type HTH, DNA-binding family. The annotation marks the transcript as partial. The record is from RefSeq and is a predicted model, not a curated record. Lineage: Eukaryota; Parabasalia; Trichomonadida; Trichomonadidae. The transcript has a single exon.